AUGGCCCGCGAGGGCGAAGGCUUCGAACUGGAGACCGAGCUGCAUGCUGCUGCAAGGCAGGGCGACGUAGAAGCGCUGAAGCGGCUGGUGGCCGCAGAAGCAGACGUGAACAAGGCGGAUGUGGACCUCUACACCCCAUUGCACCGUGCCUGCGAUAGGAAAGAUGCAGCUUGCGUAGAGCUGCUCUUGCAGUACAAGGCGGACCCCAACGUGUCGCACCCUGGCUUGGAUGGUUGGACGCCCCUACACCUUGCUGCCUGGCGGGACUCCAAGCCCUGUGCUUCUCUCCUGCUUCAAGCUGGAGCCGACUCUUCAGCCCUCGACUGGUAUGGCAAGACUGCCCUGGCGCUUGCAGGGCAAGAGGUCAAGCCGCUCAUCCGCGAGAAGGUCGCGAGCCAGCCGAAGGGCUCCGACAGCUGGCAGAACUUCCGCAAGGGCUGCGUGAUGCAGCCCUCUGCCGUCCAUCUCGCUAACAUCGAGCGGUGUAACAAGGCCUCUCAGGAGCACGGCGAGCAACAGGGCGACUUCUGUGCCAAUUUCGAUGUCCAGGCAGACAACGCAAGCAAGGCAGCUGUGAAGUCUCGGCUCUGA
This is a messenger RNA of Symbiodinium pilosum, 591 nucleotides long. The record is from the annotation of a GenBank genome assembly. NCBI's taxonomy places the organism in Eukaryota, Dinophyceae, Suessiales, Symbiodiniaceae.